Molecule: messenger RNA, 465 nt
Organism: Panicum virgatum (switchgrass)
Lineage: Eukaryota; Viridiplantae; Streptophyta; Magnoliopsida; Poales; Poaceae
Product: tyrosine decarboxylase-like
Exons: 1
Coding region: 1-465 (154 amino acids)
Biological process (GO): amino acid metabolic process
Molecular function (GO): pyridoxal phosphate binding; carboxy-lyase activity
Source: RefSeq, a predicted model, not a curated record
AUGGGCGACUACCCCGUGCACCCCACCAGUGUCCACCCCGGCUUCCUGUGCCGCCAGCUUCCCGCGGACGCGCCGUCACGGCCGGAGUUGGACGCGUUCGGCGUGGCGCUGCGGGACGUCCGCGACCUCAUCCUGCCCGGCCUGACACACUGGCAGAGCCCUCGCCAGCUGGCGCACUUCCCGGCGUCCAGCAGUACCGUCGCUGCCCUCGGCGAGGCCCUCACGGCCGGCAUCAACGUCGUCCCCUUCACGUGGGCCACCUCGCCGGCCGCCACGGAGCUCGAGAUGGUCGUCGUCGACUGGCUCGGCAAGGCGCUCCACCUGCCCGAGACCCUGCUGUUCUGCAGCGGCGGCGGCACGCUUCUCGGCACCACGUGCGAGGCCAUCCUCUGCGCCCUCGUCGCCGCGCGGGGCUCCAAGCUCGCCGACAUUGGCACGACGGCGCCGGCAGCCACCAUUGACUGA